Molecule: messenger RNA, 1407 nt
Organism: Cornus florida
Lineage: Eukaryota; Viridiplantae; Streptophyta; Magnoliopsida; Cornales; Cornaceae
Exons: 1
Coding region: 1-1407 (468 amino acids)
Source: RefSeq, a predicted model, not a curated record
AUGCUGCAAGUUGAAGAGGUGGACGACAAGGUUGCCCUCACAGCCUUUAUGGGAGGACUACAGACUUCUAAGUUCUUAUUUUCCUUAUCAAAUGAAGCCCCUACAAGCAUGACAGAGUUGAUGGUUAGAGCGCGGAAGCACAUGAACUCUGACGAUGCUAUGAAUGCACGAAAAAACAAAGAUGAUGAAGAUAAGAGGUCGGAUAAGAAGAGGCCAGCACCUAGCACUAGGGAGGAAAGGGAAUUGAAGUACAAGAAAUUCUCAAACCAGGCUGACAGAUCGUUUCGCCGCCCAGCGAGCCCAGGCAGGUAUAAUAACUAUACCCCCCUAAAUACAUCUGUAGAGCAAGUCUUUCUGCAGAUUCAAGAUGACGCAUCAUUGAAAUGGCCACCAAAGCUAAAAGCUGAUCCAACAAAGAGGUCUCGAGAUAAAUACUGUAGGUUUCACCGGGACCAUGGACAUAACACAGAGGAUUGUUUCGACCUCAAAAACCAGAUUGAGAACCUUAUUCGUAAAGGUCAUUUACGCAAAUUCACAACUAGAAAUGGAAAAGGAGGCUCCAACCCAGCCCGGGAGGGCCGAGAUGAUCACCCUCCUCAACACCAACCAAUGGGUGAGAUCAAAGUUAUAUCGGGUGGCUUCGCUGGUGGUGGUGAGACGAGUUCAGCUCGGAAGGCUCAUGCUAGGAGAAUUCGGAGUUUUUCAGAGGUGAAUGAAGUUGGAAUGACAAGUCCUCCAACCAAAUUACCUCGAGUUGAGGAGCCGGUCAUAAACUUUUCUGAAGAAGAUGACAAGGGAAUUCACCAGCCCCAUGAUGACCCUCUGGUAGUUUCCAUGGUCGUUGCUAAUUUCACUGUUCGACGAAUACUAAUAGACAAUGGUAGCUCGGCUGACAUACUAUUUCUUAGGGCGUACGAGAAAUUAAAAAUUGGCCGAGAGAAGCUCCGACCCAUGAAGUCACCACUGGUGGGAUUUUCAGGCGAUAAAGUAUAUCCACUGGGGGCAGUUACCCUUCCAGUUACUGCAGGAGCCAAUCCAAAACAGGUCACUGUAAUGGUGGACUUUGUAGUGGUGGACUGCCCAUCAUCAUAUAAUAUUAUCCUGGGGAGAACGACAUUGAAUGCUAUAAAAGCAAUCACGUCCACUUACCAUCUCCUGAUGCGUUUCCCAACUGAAUAUGGUAUGGGAGAGAUAAGAGGGGACCAAACAAUGGCUUGCGAAUGUUAUGUUGCCUCUCUCAGAAAAAUAAAAUCGCAAGAGGCAUUUACGAUUGAAGGGCUGGAAGGGAAAGAUAGACCAGACUUUCAUAGAGCGGAACCUACAGAGGAGCUAGAAGAGGUCAUCCUUGGUGAGCCCAAAAAAAAAAGUGAGUAUAGGGUCUUUACUCCCCCCAGGUAUCAAAGAUGA